Molecule: messenger RNA, 1671 nt
Organism: Pocillopora verrucosa
Lineage: Eukaryota; Metazoa; Cnidaria; Anthozoa; Scleractinia; Pocilloporidae
Source: RefSeq, a predicted model, not a curated record
UCUUCUAUCAGAGAUACGCGCAAUUACUAGGAGACAGGCAUCGGCAGUGACUUCCAUGUGCACAGAUCCGGACUGCAACUUUGUUAUCAGUGGAGAUGCGAGGGGUUACAUCACCGUGUGGGAUGUCGGCAAUUUUCUUUUGGAUCCUUCAUCCGAGGGAAGUGACGGUGAUCAACAACAGCAACGUGAAGAUGACCAGGAAAGUAACAAGGACGACACAAAGAAAGAGCCCAAGAAUGUGAUCAAGCAAGUUGUUUGUUGGCGAGGGCACCUCACUCGUGUUGUUGGACUAGAGCACGUGCAAAGCGUUGACGUAAUCGUGUCUGCAUCAACGGAUUGUUCUGUCAGGGUGUGGUACCGUGAUACCGGUCACUUCAUCGGGUUUUUUAGCCAGCCUCGUCUGUGGCAUAUGCCGUCUUUUAAAUCUGUUCCCUCCACUCCUGUCAGACCGUAUGACAUCUCAGAGGGUCCGAUAAAAACACUAAAAAACGUAGCUACCAAGACUGUUACCAAGGCAACAGAUAGUACUGUGGACUGCCCGUUGAUGUUCGAUGACACAAGAUGGUUACCGUUCCGUCAUUCGGCUCAGAAGGAGACUAAACCCACUGGUGAAAACAAGAAAUUCUUCGACUCUCUAUCAAAACCAAAGCAUUACAACUCUCAUCUGGAGAGUACGAGGUCAGGAUCACCGGAUACUGGGGCAGUGUACAGGGCUCUUCCGGUUUACAGGAUUGAAACACCGGAAAGACUGAAGACACCAGCCAUCAACAUGCAAUCAUCAUGGCUCACAAAUCAGACACAAAAUCAAAAGGGACAUGGCAAUAAGUCAACGUUUGCUUACAGAUCAUCGUCUUCAACUCGGGAACCAGUAGUGUCCAGAUUUCCACAUAUUGUCCAAGGUCACAAGAGAUAGUUCUAACCAGAGGUUAACAAAGCUCCGUCGAAUGGGAUACUUUGCCUUCUUUCAGCUGUUCAGGGACAACAGACGUCCUCGAAAUACCAUAGACCACGACACAGCUUCAUCAUCUACUGACUGGUUCAGUGAAUCACGUAACGAAACACAAUGGACCUCUAAGGGAACUUUAUGUUUCCUUCACUUUCAUACCAUCAGUGUAUCCAUCAAGACUAAAGACCUUUUUAUGUUAGGUAAAUUUUAUAUUCACGCGGAGAUCUAAGCCAGAGAAUGCAGCGAGAUUUGAGACUUGGAGCUUGACGAAUUUCCAUCAGGUUGUUUUCAAGACAACAAAGCCUUGACCUAUCCUAAGAUUUGGCGCGAACGGAUCCUGCGCACUUGCCAGGAAUCGGAGCGAUUGAACUCAAAGUGCUUAGUAGAUGUGGUAUACUCUGAGAGAAGUUUUAUAAAUGAAACUUAAUAGGAUGUAAGCGAGUUAUAUAUAUAUAUCUAUAUAUAUAUAUCCAAAGUUAUUUGAUGUAAAUAUUUUGUAAAUAUUGUACGUGAGUCAAGUGUAUUUUAUAUUUAUGAAGGAGAGAGAAUUUAUGUGUGCAGUAAGAAAACCGUUGAAGAUAUUGAGAUCACAAAAACUCACCCUUAAGUAUCACAUUAUUUAAGGGGACUUUAAACCUCCUCAAUAAAUUCACAAAAACACAGACACGUCAUGCAAUUAAAACAAGACGUCGUAAAAAAUUAAAAACAUAAAUUACAACUUGUAA